AUGGUGUUUCGGCAGAAACCACAGAAGAAAGACCGUUCGGGCGGUGCAAAAUCUGCGACGGUUACUGACGAGACUACUGCAAUCACUCGACCACCCGUCUGCCUGGGAACAGGUCUGCUGAUCAAUAAUAAAGUACAGGACCUAAAUGCGACCGGGAAAGGAAGCGCCAUCGCGAGACGUAACACCAAAGCGACCCAUAUUCACGCCCGAAACAGCACUGGUCAGACCCUGAAGUUAAACAACCGUCGCUCCUCCUGCCAGACAGCAGCCGCCCCCCCUGAAGACUGCUACCGAAUUUCGGGGCGAAUCGGCGGACUAGAAGUCCAGGGCAGGCGGAUUGGUGGCCAGUAAGUUUUGUCCGCGUAUUUUGUCCCUUUUACGGAGUAUUCAGUCUUCUGGUAGAAGACAUUGAGUCCGAACGUUGGGCAGUCGGGGUGCUCACUUGAAUAUCAGGACGGAGAUGACGUUGGUCUGCAUACGCAUACGGAAAUACGCAUUUAGGAAAAGAAAGACGACGCUCCGACCGCAAAGAGAGAAGAAUUCCAGUCUGAGACCUCGAGCACAUAUGAGAAUACAUUUACUAGCACACAGAGAGUAGUUAGGAGACAGUAGCUGGAGACUUUUGAUCGCUCAGCAGUGGGGGGAGGGGGUCAUCCGUUUAGAAAUGCGUUCGUAUUCUACAAUGAGUGACCGAUCUCACGAAAUGUUGUCCGAAAUUCCGAAAUGCGUUUUCUAUUGGACAGGAUUACUUACGUACGGUUACAAUAUUGAUUAUCAUGCGGCAUAAUCCUAUAAUGUUUCGGACUCGCCAGGAUGUCGGCUUUUGAAUGUAUUUCUUUUAGACCUUCUGUAGAAACCUCACUCGGUAAGAAAUGACUACUUAAGCAACAUGAAUUUUUCACACUGGUUAUUGAAGGUCCUAUAAAUUCAAAUGUAGUUUAUAGAGAACAUGAAUAAAAAUAUGCUUUCUUUUACUCGUUCGGUAGAGAAUCAUAUUAUUUUCCCAUUUUUUUAUAUUAAGCUUUUGAAAAAGUUUCCAGUUAUGAGAUUUUUAAGACCGGUCAAUGUCCAUUCAUAGAGCACCGCAGGUGCACGUUUGCCAAUGCUUCUCAUGAAAUGUAGAACACGGUCCGCAUCAAUUGCAGUAUUUUAUUAACUCUACAUGGCAUCUUUUUAAAGGCAUAGAGGAUUAUAUGAUAUUCCUUACGCCGAAAGCAUGCACGUUGUUGGCUGAAAUCGCUAAAAGCUACGACUGAUCGUGUUCAAAAGUAUUCGGGCAUAAGGAAAUUUUUUCAAAACCUAAAUAAACCCUCUCUUCGGGUAAAAAUGUAAAAAUAACAUGAUUCUCUACCGAACAGGUUAAAGAAAGCACAUCUUUAUGCAUGUGUUCUAUAAAAUAUAUGUGAAUUUUUAACACCAUCAAAAAUCAAUGUGAAAAAUGCGUGCUGCCUAAGUUGUCAUUUGUUACCGAGUGAGGUUUCGACAGCAGGUUAAAAGAAAUACAUUCAGAAGCCGACAUUCUGGCGAGUCCGAAACAUUAUAGGAUUGUGCUGCAUGAUAAUCAGUGUUGUUACUGUACGUAAGUAAUCCUUCUUAAUAGAAAACGCAUUUCGGAAUUUCGGCCAAUAUGUAAUGAGAUAAGUCACUCACUGUACUAACACCGUAAAAGGAAGCAAACAUAACAGCGAACACGGUUUUGUCUGAGCUAAGCGCCGUUUGAUCCGGCCCUCUGGCUGUGCACAUGAAUAUCCCCGGACUGGCAGAGCUGAAGUGACAGCCCAGUUUCCAGAUCCUGAGAAUCAACCUGACGUAACGGGCCCCUUCAUCCCAUAUGAACUAUUUGCGUUGGGAUAUGUGUGAUUCCAGCCUUUAUCGCACAUGAGCCGUACAGUUGUGAGAUCAAGUGUGACACAGGAAUCUCCACUGCAGAAGGCGCUGCCACAGACACUGAAGGUCGUUCAUUGGAGUCUCAGUUCGGAGAGUUACACGCAGACCUAGACCUGUGCCAGGACUCGCCGUUGCCUCAAAAUGCCCUUAUGUAGGACCAAGAAAUGGGCAGGUUUGGUGCAAUUACAAUUUCGAGCCUCUUCAGGUGAGCAUGUGGGUACCGAGUCAUCGAUAUCCAGAGAUAGCUACUGCCUAGAAGUCAACGAGGGUAAUUGAGGGGAUAAUGUACUGAUUCCUCUAUUACUCAACCAUGGACUUUAACAGAACGGUAGGGACUAGGGUUGGGGUUAAUGCUAGGGUUAUGAGAGUUGGAGUUAAAGUUAUGACACACAAAUAAGUACCCCUCCCUCGGAAUUAAGCGUAAGGUCACCUCCAAUACGGGGAAUUUAGUUCCAUGUCCAACCGAUAGAACUUUAGUCUUCUACACCGGGCAGUUUCAGAGAGAGAGAGAGAGAGAGAGAGCUUAUAAUCCAGGUUAUAUUGCUCGAGUUGUUGUAGACUAGGAUGUGAAAUCUCAAAAGUCAAAUAGUGUGGUCCGGAGUCAUGCAGUAUAGUCCAGCCAGAGUUAAUAGUUAAUAGUAAUACUUUAAGCCUUAUAUGCGAAAAUCACUGAAGCGUGUGGAUUUGUUUGGCUUAACGGUAGACACUGAGGGUUUAGUCGUGUUCAUGUGUCAGGCAAUUGUUUCCUGAAUUCAAACUUGACAGAAGGUUCAACCCGCUCAAAACAGAUGAAUGCAGAGGGACCGCAGAAAAGGAUGGAAAAGAAUUGCACUGAAGGAACAUUUCCCGUAGUCAGAACGAAAUAGAGGGGUUCCGGUCAUCAAAUCCAGAUUCCACCGACCACCUGACCUUAUCAUAAGUCAAAAUACGGUCUUUCCUUCAAACUGCGAGCCUGUGACUCCGAGGCAGGGGGUUAAAUUUGGACUGAUCUCUAGCUCGACUCCCGAGAUAGUUCGGCCUGGGGCUAGAGUUUGGCUGGCCGAAGGCGGCAAAUGAGCUAGGAAAGACCAGUCGUCAGGUAUACUAGUCUACUACUACUACUACUACUACUACUACUACUACUACUACGACUACUGCUACUUUAGCGCCGCUGUCCGGAGGCCCUCAAAGGACCUAGUCCACAACACCAGGAGGGCGAACGAUUGUACUUCUAUCUGGUAUCAGGUCAAACCGAUGACCACUCAACUACGCCAUCCAAACCCGACUGGCAGUACCCGCUGUCUUCCGUCCAGCGAAUUGGACACAAGACCACGGAGCGUCAGUCGUGAGACCGCUGUCUGUCUCCUCCCUACCUACGACACAACAAGCAUCAUUAGCCUGUUUCCAGUCCAUUUGGAUGGACAGUGUACGAUGUAUUUCGCAGGAGUUAAUCCAGCAAUUCCCCACGGAUUUACCUCAAACAGCCACCCAUUCGGGACAUAGUUAAAUAAACCUUUUAGAAGCUAAAUGGCCAUCCCGAAUUUUAGCCUACUUUUAGAAUUAUGGGAUGCACACAGGAAAAGAGACCGCCCUCCUACAGGAGUUAGUCUUACGCUGAAUUCCAGGGGAGGUAUAUACUCCUGUGUCUUGAUUUACACCCUAGCCCUCUUAACCUCAACUCCAACUUGCUCUGGUAUGUAGUAGAAGGUCAGCCUGGGUUAAGGGUAAGUAUAAGCGCUGUAGAGCUUUUGGUCGACCUUUCGUCGGCAGGAUGACACUCGUUGACCUAUGCCGUCCCGAGGACUCGAUGUCGCUGGAAUGUCUACAUUGGCUCAUUGUUCCCCACCCCCACCUGCAAGUCUUUGUAAGACGAAAACUCCUUUUUUUAAAAAGUUAGGGAAAGAGAGCAGUCGGAAUAUUGUUGGAUGGAAUGAAUACGUCUGCCAGUGAAGCAGGAGUGCAAAAAUGUUGGCAAACUUGCUAAACAACAGUUCGCAUUUUCCUACACCGCGCAUUUACUUAAUCUUUUUCGUGCACCGGUACUACAGGGGGUCACUGUUCCCUACCAUUAGGCUUACUUGUGGCUAUCCCCCUUCUCCAGUACGGCUUGAAAACUCCACUGGGUAUUUUCAGCCCCUACUUCGAAAUUGAGUCCUCAGGGUGAAUGUCGACCAAAUUGCCCAAAGUUGAACUUUGAUUUGACCUAUUCUUGACUAACUCGUUACUGGGGACAUCCAGGAGACCUUUUAUCCAUGAACACUGCCAGAACAAAGGAAGGAGCAUGUAGGACGGCCGCCGAGACUGCUGGGCCGAGACAGUCAUCUGGUCCGCAGCGCCUGAUUCCAAAUGUUUCCUUCCGCAAGUAUGGUGGAUUACAAAUCCCCUGGAAGGUUGAAAAUGCCAAAGAGUGUUUCGGUGACUGCUCUGGUCGGAUGGUGCCCACCUGCUUGAGUUGACAAUAAUGCUGAUUUACAAGGUUUUGCUUGUGCCAUCAGGCUUCUCUACCACCAAAGGCAUAACCGCUUCUUAGAGAACACUCCUGCAAAGUCUCGAGGAAGGUUUUAGCGAAAGUAUUACGGUCGCUUUUUCCUGGUCCUGAAAACGUGGCUCUUAGCGAUAGUGUAGAAACUCCAACCUAUGAAAGCGAAACUUCAGAUUCUAGGUGUUUAAGUUAAAAAGAAAAGACUGAACUGUUUAUUUAUUGUUCUGAGCUUUCGAACUCGUAUAGGAGUCGAUCGUCAGAGAUAGUAGCAACAAUAGGACGCGCGACAAUUAUAGGGCAUGCUAGUCAAUCAUCGACGGAUGGUGCAGGGCUGGAGGUGAGUGCGCGGGGCUCUGUACGCCGGCGCCAGAACGAUAAAUCGAUUGACUGAGUUCUCAUUCGAGGCCCGGGCUUCAAUCAAUUCUCGGUCUGUUUUGUUUCCGGCGAGGGCGACUAUUUUGGCGGCUGCGACCCAUUUCGUACGUGUAAUCUGCCAUCUGCGAUGAUGCGCUGCCUCGUCACCCAGCCAGCUUCUGUUCGUGUAUGCGCGAUCCGAGCAUGCGCCCAGUCUGCCCUGUGUAGUUACAAGGGCAGCUUUGACACGGGAUGCGAUACACCACUGCAGAUCGUCCCUCAGACUUUAAUUCGUGUUUAAUUUUGAGGACCCUACUGCUCAUGGUAGCUUUGGGGCGGUGUACAAUUCCAACACCUAACUCCGCAACAAUGCGCUCGGUUGCUUCUGAAACGUCCUUGAUGUAUAGUAGAGAAUGUCAUAUCGUUGGUAGUUUCGAUGCUUGGACCCUCAGGGGGCAGCCGCGACUUAUGGACGCCUUUGGAUUGUCACUUUGCACAAACUGGUCGCGGAGCUCACGGCCCUCACUUGCUCUUUCCUCCGGUUUGUUGUAAUGAGUUUGGGUCCGUUUGAAAAUCGUCUUCACGCAGCUUCCUUUGUGAGUCAAGAAGAAGAGAGGUCGAGUAUCGGAAACUUUUGUUGAUUGUCCUGGGUUUUCUAACUCGUUCAGGAGUCCAUUGUCAGAGAUAGUAGCAGCAACAGAACAAGCGUCAGUUAUAGGGCAUGUAGGCCAAUCAUCGACCAACGGCGCAAGACUGGAGGUGUCUGCGCAGGGCUCUGUACGCCGGCGCCAGAUCGAUAAGUGGAUUGACUGCGUUCGCAUCGGGGAUCCGUUUUGUUUCCGGCGGGGGCGAUUAUCUGGUUGGCUACGGCGUUAAACUCAUGUUCCGGUGCUCGACCAUUUUUCUUAUUCGCUCGUACUCUUUUCGUUAUGUUCAGCUCAUUGUUAGCCUCGGGCGUGGUUAACCUCCGCUAGGGUUUUGCAUCCAGUGGAGUUUGCGCCUGUCCUUUUCCUGUUCGUCUGUGAUGUCAUCAAUGUUUCAUUAUAAGAACUCUUCCUUACAUUAUUUUUCCGCGCCAUUGCCAAUUGCAAUUUACAUGCUCUUAAGGCCCCCCACAACUCUGCCAAGGCGUCUGCCCUACUUCGUGGAAUGCAAAGUGCCGCAUGUUCCUCCCCAACCACCGACGUUCCGCUUCUCAGACUCCUCAGUGCUCUUCCAGCAGAUUAUUCGCGGCGAACCCUGCAGCUUCGACAUUUCACCCAGUUUCCAUUCUGAGCGCAUUGUACGAUCUGGUGUGCUCGCGGAGGGCUUCAAGAAGGGCCUAUUUAAUCCGCGGAACUUUGCAUUUGCCUACUGA
Molecule: messenger RNA, 6059 nt
Organism: Spirometra erinaceieuropaei
Lineage: Eukaryota; Metazoa; Platyhelminthes; Cestoda; Diphyllobothriidea; Diphyllobothriidae
Source: the annotation of a GenBank genome assembly